AUGGGUGCCAAGGAGUUGAUGUUCGUCAUAUUGUUUGUUAAUAUCUUCUGUUUCAGCUCGAGUUUGUUUGAGGAAGGGAGAGCAUCGAUGUUGUUCAAGAAUGGCCUUGGCAAACAAUCACACAAGUCCCUAGCUUCAUGGAACGAAUCUUCCCAGGUUCCCUGCAAAUGGACUGGAAUCACAUGUGAUAAGUUUCAACAGGUGGCUGCCAUUGAUUUAGCUUCGCUGAAUCUGGAAGGCUCCCUGAAUUCCUCCUUUUCCUCUCUUCAUAGCCUGAAAAGAAAUCAUCUCAGUCACAACAAGCUGACUGGAAGCAUUACACCACGUUUCCUCAAUUUAAAAAACCUUGAGGAACUUGUCCUCGAGGAUAAUUAUCUGUCUGGUAGGAUUCCGCUGGAGCUCGGACAAAUGCAGAGCCUUAGGUUUCUGAGCCUGGGAAAUAAUAAUCUUCAAGGAGAAAUCCCGCCAGAGCUGGGAAAGCUUACCAAAUUGCACUCUUUGUCGCUCUGUAGCAAUAAUCUGUCUGGUCAUUUACCGCCUGGAAUUGGCAAUUGUAGUAACCUCACUGUUCUGUAUUUGGAUUCGAUUUAUCUCGAAUUGAUUCCUUCCGAAAUUGGCAUCUUGCAGUCGCUCAAAGUUCUGCGGCUUUAUUUGAACUCCUUCAGUGGCGAAUUCCCUUUGUUUAUUGCUAAAUGCAGAAAUCUAGAGGCCUUGGACCUCAGCCAGAAUUUUCUGGUGGGGUGUAUUCCUUUACAGCUCACAGGGAUGAAGAAUCUGGCGUUACUCAAUCUCACAGUGAAUUUCCUCAGUGGCGGCAUACCAGCAGAAAUCGGGAAUCUUACAAAGCUACAAAACAGGUGUUUUGUCUGGGGCAAAUAA
Cryptomeria japonica (Japanese cedar) is the source of this 879-nucleotide messenger RNA. RefSeq names its product probable leucine-rich repeat receptor-like protein kinase At1g35710. Gene Ontology annotation, molecular function: protein binding. NCBI's taxonomy places the organism in Eukaryota, Viridiplantae, Streptophyta, Pinopsida, Cupressales, Cupressaceae. The coding region runs from base 1 to 879 and encodes 292 amino acids. The transcript has a single exon. The record is from RefSeq and is a predicted model, not a curated record.